Molecule: messenger RNA, 252 nt
Organism: Aureobasidium vineae
Lineage: Eukaryota; Fungi; Ascomycota; Dothideomycetes; Dothideales; Saccotheciaceae
Source: the annotation of a GenBank genome assembly
AUGGCUUUGGCCGCGCUUCCAUACCACGAACCUGGGAUCGUGACGAUACUAAUCCAGGCAUCUUUUCUGCUUGUUCUCAAUGGCAUUAAUUGGGUUCUCGAUAAUGCCAUCUAUUGUGGUCUUGUGGGUCAGAUAUUGAUUGGAGUGGCAUGGGGUACGCCAGGUGCGAUUUGGCUAUCGGAAGAGGUGCAAGACACCGUGAUGCAGUUGGGUUAUCUUGGGUUGAUUCUCAUCGUCUACGAAGGCAAGUAG